Molecule: messenger RNA, 819 nt
Organism: Nematolebias whitei (Rio pearlfish)
Lineage: Eukaryota; Metazoa; Chordata; Actinopteri; Cyprinodontiformes; Rivulidae
Product: ecto-ADP-ribosyltransferase 5-like
Exons: 2
Coding region: 1-819 (272 amino acids)
Molecular function (GO): NAD+ poly-ADP-ribosyltransferase activity; NAD+-protein-arginine ADP-ribosyltransferase activity
Source: RefSeq, a predicted model, not a curated record
AUGAAGACAAACAGGCAGACUUUGUCUCUUCUGUGUUUACUUCUUUCGAUGCUUCCUAUCAAUGACAUCUCCAGUUUGCAAAACAAGGAGCCCUUCCCACUGAACAUGUCUGAAGAUUCAGUUGAUGACAUGUACAGCACCUGCGAGGAGGAAAUGGAAAAAACAGUAAAAGAAACAUACUUUAAAAAGGAAAUGAGCAAUGGGCUGUUUAAACGUGCGUGGAAUAGUGCAACAAAAUGUACAAAAAGGAACCUACAAUCAAAAGACAAAGAAGAUGAGGCAUUAACUGAGAACCACCUGAGAGCAAUUUGUAUUUACACUGAUGGUGCUACUGGUUUAUAUGUAAAAUUUAACAAAGCGGUCAGAACUGGAAGAAAAGACUACGGAUCCUCCUUUCAGUUCCACUUCUUACAUUUCUGGCUGACCAGGGCUGUGCAAAUCCUCAGUGGUAAUGAAAACUGUCACAAAACCUACCGGAGAACCAAAUCUACGUUUUCUGGCGAGGUCAACAAAGAGGUUCGAUUUGGAACUUUUACCUCCACUUCAAAAUUAACAAAUCUGACACAUUUUGGUGAGAAAACAUGCUUUAAAAUAACGACCUGUUCGGGGGCUUUUUUUAAAAAAUAUCCAGUGCUUCAAGACAAGGAGCAAGAGGUGCUCAUACCUCCAUAUGAGAAGUUCAAUAUAACUAAGAAAUGUCAAGAUAAAGAUUGUAAACAGUUAGAAAAUCUCCCUGACUGUGAGACUGUCUAUGUUCUGGAGAGCACAGGAGUGCAAAGCAAUCUUGACUGCCAAAUUGCAAAACAUAUAAUCAUUUAA